This is a messenger RNA of Peniophora sp. CBMAI 1063, 1176 nucleotides long. Lineage: Eukaryota; Fungi; Basidiomycota; Agaricomycetes; Russulales; Peniophoraceae. The record is from the annotation of a GenBank genome assembly.
AUGAUCCCAUGGCUCUUCAUCGACUGCUUCUCUCUUGCUGUGAACUCGGUCGUUUGGAACGGCAAUGUCAUCAAAAGAAUUCCAGUCUGGUGCGACAUUGUCACCAAGCUCAACGUCGGCAGCACCGUGGCAUUACCCGCCGCCUGUCUUUGCUUGACUAUCCGUCUGGAGAGCAUAUCUGCGUGCCGCCAAGUCAGCGUAUCGCACGCUUCGAGGAGGAGAUGGAUGAUAUUUGACCUCGUUAUGUGCUUUGGCCUUCCGUGCGUUUAUAUGGCCCUUCACUAUAUCGUUCAAGGCCACCGCUUCGACAUCGCAGAGGACUUGGGUUGCCGUGCCACCUACUACGUCUCCGUUCCCGCCAUCUUCAUCAUGUUCAUACCUCCUCUUCUUCUAUCUGCGGCCACUCUGAUUCUCGGAGGCAUGGCCUUGGCUCACUUCUUCCGUCGACGGGCAGUCUUCGCGCAAACGCUCAAGAACUCGCAAUCCGCGCUCACGACCGCGCGCUACGUUCGCCUCAUGCUUAUGUCCAUCGUUCUCAUGAUCUGGACGCUUGCUGCAUCUACACUUCAAGUCUGGUUCUCGACCCGCUACGGUCUGCGACCGUGGACGAACUGGGCCGACGUGCACUCCAAUUGGACUAACAUCGGGCUUUUCCCGACUGCCUUUCUUUCACCAUCAGACCGUGUCUGGUCUGAGGUCGUAUGGUGGACAACCCCGCUUUCGGCGAUGUUCUUCGCGGCAUUCUUCAUGUUCGGCGAGGACGCGCUCAAGGAGUACAAAGCGUGCUGGAUGUGGAUCAAGACACAUGUCCUUCGCAUGAAACCGGCAGCACGCUCCGCGAGGAACUACGUUCCUGCAGCGGACCCGCCGUCGGCAUACAAAACCCACCGAGGCACUAUGCUGUCUACCUUCUCCGUAGAUGGGAAGACCGAUGUCUCGUCAACACUCGCCCCUUCUUACAGCAAACCCAUACUCUCAUCAAGCGCUUUGAAGUCCUUCGCCGAGGAGACGCAGAGCGUUAACACGGACUGGACCUCGGACGCCCACUCUACCAUGCCCUCAACGCCUUCCGACUACGCACCGCCAGACUACGCCGCGGGCAACUAUGCUCGACGACCGUCGCAGCACUCUAUCAAUGAUACUCACUUCGCCAAAUCUGGCGAUGACAUGGCAUGA